This is a messenger RNA of Aspergillus pseudonomiae, 1875 nucleotides long. It is a transcript of the gene slt11, whose product is annotated as Pre-mRNA-splicing factor ECM2. Gene Ontology annotation, cellular component: Prp19 complex; U2-type catalytic step 1 spliceosome; U2-type catalytic step 2 spliceosome. Bases 286 to 1440 code for a protein of 384 amino acids. The record is from RefSeq and is a predicted model, not a curated record. The transcript is spliced from 2 exons. Gene Ontology annotation, molecular function: U6 snRNA binding; pre-mRNA binding. Lineage: Eukaryota; Fungi; Ascomycota; Eurotiomycetes; Eurotiales; Aspergillaceae.
UUCGCUUGGACACUUAAUCUUCAAUAAUAGAUUCUUAUCGAUGAGCAGCUCCCCACAUACGCAUUUACCUCGAAAUUUUCCAACUUCCGUGCUCCGUUGAGCCUAUCACGUGGGGCUCUGCCGUUAUGUCAGCAAAGUAGCCACCUGAGCCACACCCAGCCACAGUUAAAACAAACGCUGCUAUCGAUAAUCAUUCUUUUGCCAGUCAUUGAACGCCACCAACUCUUCACAUCCUGCUUGCUCUGGGUACCCGCGCCAUUUGAGCUAGGAUAGCAGCACAUCAAUAUGCCUCCUCCGCAGAUCAAACAAGACUUGAACCGAUCAGGAUGGGAGACAACCGACUUUCCCUCUGUUUGCGAAACUUGCCUACCCGAUAAUCCGUACGUACAGAUGCUGAAGGAGGACCAUGGCGCAGAAUGCAAAAUUUGCACUCGCCCUUUCACCAUAUUUCGCUGGAAGGCGGACCGCACGGCACGCACCAAGAGAACCGCGAUCUGCUUAACAUGCGCACGUCUGAAGAAUUGUUGCCAGUGCUGCAUGCUCGAUUUGUCAUUUGGACUGCCGAUUGUCGUCCGUGAUGCCGCGUUGAAGAUGGUUGCCCCGGGCCCCGAAAGCACAAUCAACCGUGAAUACUAUGCACAGGAGCACGAGAAGGAAAUCGAAGAAGGACGCGGUGCGGUCGAAGCGUAUGAGAAAACAGACGAGAAGGCGCGAGAACUCCUCAGGAGACUAGCAAACAGCGAACCCUAUUAUAGAAAGCCUCGGCAACUCGAGGCGCCGCAGGAUGAGGAGAGCGAGAAACCGUCGACGGACGCGCCGGUGGUACACAGCCGUUAUGGCAAUGGCCCAGGACCCAUCCGCACGGCUGAGAGCAGGAGGGGUACGACUUUACCUGGACGAGGACGCGGAAAUAUGCGUGGUGGCCGUGGUGGUCGUCCGUUUCCCGGCACGGCUCAACUGCCACCCUCCCAAGAGGAUAUUCUCCCGCCUGCGGAUCCUAAUGUUACGUCCCUCUUUGCCACCGGUGUUGAGGAUGACCUUCCCGAGCAUACUUUACGUACCUUUUUCUCGCAGUUUGGACAGCUCCGCUCGUUAGUCUGCUCUCAUCGCGCUCAUUCGGCGUUUAUCAACUUUGCUACUCGCGAAGCUGCCGAGGCGGCUGCGAAGCAUUGUCAGGGCAAGGCUGUCAUUCAGGGCUGCCCAUUACGCAUUCGUUGGGGAAAGCCUAAGCCAUUGGAUAACAUGGACCGCGAAGAGCGUAUGAAGUACGCCCGUGAAGGCCGCUCGGCCGCUCCGACGGUGAGAGCCUCGGGCUCAGGCAACAAAGCGAUCACCGCUGCUGGCGAGGAUCUGGGCAAGCAGGGCCAACCCCGGAGUUACGCUGUCGCCCCGCCCCCAGGUAGUGGCGAGGUUCAAUAUACCAGCAUGUCUGGUGAUUAAUUACGCGUUCACAUGUCCAUAACUUCUCCUUAUAUUGUUCUUGGGAAUCAGGAGGCUUUACUUGUAUGUUCAAAGCAGGCGUUGUUAUGUGUGUCUAUUUAUCUUUGUUACAUUUAUAUCUUCAAUCGAAAUACCCCAAAAGACGCCGAAGGAGAGAAAAGUCGGGUAUACUAUAAUACAAUGCAAAAAUGCAGGUGUUAUCAUGUGCAUCCUUCGUAGGAAACUUCCACUCAGCGACACUUAUGCCGAACAAGCCUUAUGGAUCUUGAUGUCCUUGCCCGCAUGCUUAAUCGAAUCAUUGUCACCACGCUCAAUAUCAUCGUGAAUCCGAAGUUCUAGAAGCCGUAAGGGUUAGCCACAAUUGAUAUCCAACGCAUGUAAACCACUGUGCGAUUUAACUGGUACGACAUACCCCACUUGGCGGCUUCGUUGCCC